AUGGAGACGUCACCAAUGCCGGUGAAUGACAGCAAAUAUUCCGAUUUGUAUUGUAUUCUAUCAGAGUGUCCUGCAGAAUCAUACGGCCCUGAUUGUGUGUAUAACUGUAGUGGACAGUGUCUGAGUUACCUCCCCUGUAACAGAACAACAGGAAAAUGUGACGAAGGCUCAUGUGACAACGGAACAUAUGGAAUAAACUGCUCCCAGAAUUGUACUCAGAACUGCCUCGGCGAAUGUGAUAAUGUUGGCGGAUCCUGCACAUUUUCCUCUGGGUGGACAAUGUCCCCUGGCUGUAGUGAAAGGGUACCUAUUGUUAGUAAUGACGAGUAUAUUACCCCGGAUACAUACAUCGUAGCCUUAUCUAUCUUACUGAUUAUCAACUUUAGCCUGGUCGUUGUCAUUGUUAUAUUAUUGAGGCUACUCUAUAACAGAAAACAAGAGAAGCGUUCAUCUGAACAUAUCACUAGUGCCGAAAUAUCACCGCCAUCAGAAAUCAGCGAUAACGAUGUACACCAGUAUCACGAACUCAACAUGCGCAAUGAUAUUUCAUAUCAGAAUCUGUCAUUAAGAGAUCAUUCAUAAAAUGUAUUUUGAAUUAAACUGAU
Molecule: messenger RNA, 605 nt
Organism: Ostrea edulis (European flat oyster)
Lineage: Eukaryota; Metazoa; Mollusca; Bivalvia; Ostreida; Ostreidae
Product: multiple epidermal growth factor-like domains protein 10
Exons: 4
Coding region: 1-582 (193 amino acids)
Source: RefSeq, a predicted model, not a curated record